Theobroma cacao (cacao) is the source of this 1662-nucleotide messenger RNA. Its product is annotated as myosin heavy chain-like protein. The record is from RefSeq and is a predicted model, not a curated record. NCBI's taxonomy places the organism in Eukaryota, Viridiplantae, Streptophyta, Magnoliopsida, Malvales, Malvaceae.
AAAAGACUUGGGAAAUUCAACCCCUGCAGAUGCCCCUUUUGAGAAGAGACAUCGCCAAUGCACUGUUUGUGUUAAUUAUAUCCAAGACCCGUUUCGGGUUUUAAAUUAUCUACGUGUAGAGUAAUUUAGUACUACUAUAUUUGAUAGACAUGUUUCCCUAUAAUAGUUAACUGAAAUACUUUCGGUGGAGAUUUUUUCCUCUUUUGGACAUCAUUCUUAUCUGUUGUCGCAUUCCGACCUCUUGGAUAUGACGUCAUAAUUAGUGGUCAGUUGAACCUUAUUUUUACAGGGGAUAAUUUGAAGAGAAGUACAGAGUUUAUUUUAUCAAUUCGCCAUUUUAAACAAUUUUGGACAAAGAAGACUGAAUUAUUCGGUAUUUUCACAUUUUUUCUUUAUUGCUUUGGUCAACUCACGGAUCUAUAAAGCUUCGACUACCGGCGCUUGCCACGUAGAAAGAACCACUAUUCCUUCUCGCGGGAAGCAAAGGGAAGAAGUAAAGGGCGAUUGUUAGCUAGUGCAGCGAAGAAGCAGAGACAAGAAUGGCGGCUUAUCUGAUUCUCAUUCCCGCCAUCUUCAGUUGUUUCUUCUUCUCUCUCGCAUCCCAAAAUGCACAAAAUAGCAACCACAACCUCUUGAUCCGUGAAUUGCACGACGCCAAGCUCAAGAUCUCUCGUUUGGAAUCCGUUCUUGAGGAAAGUGUUCAAAACAUGAAUGCUAAAACCCUUUAUCUCAAGGAACGCGAGAAGCUCCUCGAGGAGAUGGCCGACAAGAUCACUUAUCUGCAGUCUACUCUAUCCAGUCUUAAGGAUGACUCAUUACUUGCUGAUGAAAGACUUAAGGAUCUGGAAGAGGAGGUACGUCUGCUUUGGGCUGUUUCAAGAAAGAACAAUUUUGAACUUCAUGUUUUAGAAUCAAAAGCACAGGAGGCUGAGGAUAAACUGGAAGUGGUUACUUUACAAGUUGAAAAGAUGGCAGAAGUUGUUACAGAACAAUGGAUUCAAAUUCAACAUCUUGAGCAGGCACUUCAAAUUGCUGAAAUGAGGGCAUCGCAAGCUCGAAGAGAAAGGAAUAUGAGAUGCACAUUCUUAAAGUUCAUUAGCGACCUUUCUGAAAGACAUGUUCCAAAGAUGUUUGGGGCAUUGGGUUCUAAUUCAUUGAGCAAAGGAUCUGCUAUAAAUUACUACAUCUCUCAAGCUCUGCAACAAUUGAGAAGAUUAUUCUCAGCAAUUAAAAAGUAUCACCAUGAGUUGCAAGGUUUCAUCAAACAAGAAAUGAGAAGAAAUGAAUUCACUGCAGCUUUUGUCAAUGAUGAACUGGUAUUCUUUCUGGCUUCUGCUUUGAUUACCUUCCCUAUACUGAGUGCUUGGAUGCUGCUGUUAUCACAGUUCAGCUAGGUCAAGAAACCUUACCUUCCAUUCAGAUGUAGUAGCUUACCUUGAAAUACUGGAUACCAUCCAAGCUGCUGCAGUUUGUGUCCUAUUCUCUCUUUUACAUUUUGGUUUUGCUAUUAAGAAAUGAAAGAAGAGUUGACACUUGCACAUCCCCACAGCACUGGCUCAAUUGGUCUAUAAUCAUCACAUAAGUCUACUUCAGCAAUAUUCCGGGUCCAGGUCAAUAUAUUGCUAUCAAUGUUACGGGGUCCAGAUCCCAUACGUUGUGAUC